AUGAUGCGUAGAACAAUUAUUCGAUAUCUGUGCCUUGCUCAAGUGCUUGUCCUCCGUGACAUCAGUAUUCCGGUUCGUAGAAGAUUUCCAACAUACGAAAGUAUCGUUACAGCAGGACUGAUGUUAGAGAGUGAAAAAUAUCGCCUCAGAUCCUACAAACACUUCGAGAUCGAUGCUGAUUAUGGUCGAAAAUGGGCCCCGAUCAACUGGGCGUUUGCCUUAGUGAUGAAGGCGCGUAAGGCUGGUCAAAUUGCAGAGAUACGUAAGUUCAGGAACUGUUUACAAGUGUUGUGUAACUACGAUUGGGUGCCUGUUCCAUUGGCCUAUCCACAGGUUCAUGUGACGGUGCCUGUGAUAACAAUGUUACAAUACGUUUUCUGUAUGGGAUGGAUGAAGGUGGCCACAUCGUUGAUGAAUCCUUUCGGUGCUGAUGAAAACGAUUUUGAGGCGAAUUAUCUGAUCGACAAGAAUAUUGCGACUUGCUUAUUCAUGGUUGAUGAAGCGCACAAUGAUCUACCCGAACUUAAAAGGGAUCAGUUUUGGUCGUGCGAUAAAAUUCAGACAUUCUAUGCUAAGGAUGCUAUGAACGAACAAGUUAAUCCACUUAUUGGAUCAGCCGCAAGAGCGAGGUUUGUGAAAUGGACAACGCCUUCGCCGAAUGCUGAUGACGAUGAUGGUGAUAACCGAGCACAACAAGACCAGAAUCAGCUGAUACAAUCAGCGCCAGCUAGUUUGGCUGACUCACCGGUGCUGGGCGAUGGUCGCAUGGUCUGA
Molecule: messenger RNA, 774 nt
Organism: Anisakis simplex (herring worm)
Lineage: Eukaryota; Metazoa; Nematoda; Chromadorea; Rhabditida; Anisakidae
Source: the annotation of a GenBank genome assembly